Pyricularia grisea is the source of this 431-nucleotide messenger RNA. RefSeq lists its product as uncharacterized. The record is from RefSeq and is a predicted model, not a curated record. The transcript has 2 exons. Lineage: Eukaryota; Fungi; Ascomycota; Sordariomycetes; Magnaporthales; Pyriculariaceae. The annotation marks the transcript as partial.
CCUGAGCUGUCAACGGGUUUUUAUUCCCAAGUCAACGCUCCAAUUCGCAUCAGAAGUCAAAGCAUUUCUACCGGCAAUGUGUCUGAGUGGUUAAGGAGCGUGACUAGAAUGAGAGCCCAUGCAGAGAUUCGUCUCUUGGGGAUCCAAAUCAAAUCACGUGGGUUCGCCCGCGUAGGUUCAAAUCCUGCCAUUGUCGUUCAUAAGAUCUUCAUCAGAUCAUCAUCUUUUUGCAGACUUUCGUACCAAGGCUUUCAAGCUAUCUAUAUGCCACCUUCCGGUAUUUUUGUAAUAUUUUCAACGCACAAUACGUUUUCAAUUGUGUGGGGGAAACGUGGCUGGGUUUGUUAGGGAAAUUUUUAAUAGGAUUAAUUCUAGGUGGUUCAUCGAUGUGGGAGGAACACAAACAAAGAUCUGCUAAUUUAUUGCAUGGC